UGGCUGCCCUUCAGAAUGUAGCUGAUUCUUGUACUCUACAGCUGUAUUUUCCUACAGUUAAUAAUAAUACUAGCAACAAAACAGAUUUCAUUCCUUAAAAUGAUAUUGCCAGAUGGAAGAAAAUAAUAAGAGCCUUGUCCCAGUCUCUAGACCUGCCUGUCUGUGUGAUGGAUGACCACCUGACCUCUGAAGCUGUCAAUGAGAUGGAGCAGAGCAAUUCUACCAGGAGCAGAGCAACCUCAGUGAUGGAAACCACAGAAGAGGGGAAGCUCAACAAUGUGGAACAUCUGACACUUAUGGACUUCCUUCAAAACCUAACUGAGAAGCAAUGGAGGGGGAUUCGUGAGGGCAUGUUUGACCCGCUGACAAAACAACAGCUUGCCGGCUUGUGUCUGAGGAUUGUCCAGUUUUUAUCGGACAAGCUGAUGCAGAUCAUCAUCCCAGGUCUUUACGAACUACUGGGCAUCCAAGAUGCUGCCUCCUCUCCAUUGUCACAGAGAUCUCUCACAGCGUCACUCACCAGUCUGUUAGACGAUAAGACUAACACCAAGUCCCGCGUGAGAUUUACUGAGGCUGGUGUACCUAAGAGGCCAGGCAGUCGAAAGUCGUACAAUAGCUUUCGCAUCCCGACUCCCUACCCUUCCUCCAACUGUAUGGAUCAGGAAGAGGAAGAAGAGCAGGAAUCACAACUUAAGUCCAAGGAGAUUUACCUGACUAAGGGCAGUGGAAGCUACCUGCCCAAGGGGGCCAUGAGGAUUCUAACCUCUCUGUCUGAUGUGCAGAAAAAAACAACCAACUCUGAGACGCUACAAGUCCUCUUAGGUGUCUCAGAGGACACCCUCGUCACCUGUGUGCAGGACAGCCUGCAAGGUUCUCUCUCCAAACUUGCAUGCAUGUCCAAUUCUCCAUCUGGAAGUGCAGGCUCUAUGAUGCUAACCCCUGCUGUAAUGGCAGAGUUGGCUAAAGAUGUCAAGUCGGCCUUAUCAGUGGUCGUUAAGAGUGCCUCCGCAAGCCAAACCUCUCUAGUGACACCGGUAAGGGGAGACUCACAGACCAAGGUAACUGAGAGCAUGGUGAGAGAGCUGGCUGCUAAACUUGAAAAAGUUGACCAAGAGAGCAAGAGUCUAACAGGGCAAGUCAUGACCACGAUCUCUGACACAAUGGUGGCUUUUGUUGAUGAGAACGAACAGAAUUUGCUGGAAGAUCUGAAGGACAAGAUCACGUUUUUGGCAUCGCAUGUUGGCUUCAUUGACGAUCUUGAUGCCCUGAUAAGGAAAUACGAGAGCAGCUACAAUAUUGGUGAAUCUGGUUCCUCCUGCACGCUCACAUCUAAGAGCAUCCAAAAACUCUCCAGCCGGGAGUUUCAAACAUCAGCAAUACAAGCAGUGAGUGGAGUUCUUGCCAAAAAAGUCAGUAGUUUGAGCUUUCCUAGUUCAGUCGUUCAGUCUGAGUUAACAGGUGCUGUAUCAGGUCAAACAUUGUCUGGCAUUGUAAAGACAGAGUCAAUUCACCCAGCUGGGCUCAGCAGCGUCAGUAGUUGUUAA
Oncorhynchus kisutch (coho salmon) is the source of this 1544-nucleotide messenger RNA. RefSeq lists its product as uncharacterized. The coding region runs from base 168 to 1544 and encodes 458 amino acids. Lineage: Eukaryota; Metazoa; Chordata; Actinopteri; Salmoniformes; Salmonidae. The transcript has 6 exons. The record is from RefSeq and is a predicted model, not a curated record.